This is a messenger RNA of Anoplopoma fimbria (sablefish), 2512 nucleotides long. RefSeq lists its product as uncharacterized. Lineage: Eukaryota; Metazoa; Chordata; Actinopteri; Perciformes; Anoplopomatidae. Bases 34 to 1038 code for a protein of 334 amino acids. The record is from RefSeq and is a predicted model, not a curated record. The transcript has a single exon.
GAAGUCAGCUGUCGUCUCUCGCCCCCGUCAAGCAUGGCGGAGGUCAGGUUGCGUUAUGGAAGGGGAGCCUGCAACUUUGCACACAAAAACUGUAGUCGAUACCUACUUGAAAGUCAGUUUAAUCAAGUUAACAGUUCAAAACAGGCUUCAGCUCUCUCCACGGGGUUUAAUGUCGCUGAUAUUCAAAGUGGAGAACUACACGGAGCGGACACUGGUGGAGUUUCUCGGGACAGUUACACAAGGGUAACACCGGUGUGCAGUAGUGUGGGCAGUGUUUGGGAGGUCGUCGCAGAAGACAACUAUUAUCUCAACAAAGAGUAUUGUCUUGAUGAAAAGCCCCAGGUUCAGCAUAAAGAGAGAAGUCUGCCUCUGUGCAGGAUUAACGCCACAUGUCGGAGGACUGUCUGGUCCGCUGGGCGACAGCAGAGUCUCGGGUUGUUUUGGGGGCAGAGACAGUCUGUGUUUGUCAGAGCUUACAGCGACAAUGGCAAGCGAUCAGAGCCCCUCUACAAAACCAAAACAGGCUACUAUGAGAUCCUGCAGGUGUCCCCCACUGCCACUCAAACCCAGGUAAAGACGGCCUACUACAAGCAGUCCUUCGUCUAUCACCCGGACAGAAACGCCGCCAGCAAGGAGGCCACCGUCCGCUUCUCCGAGAUCAGCGAGGCCUACACCGUGCUGGGCAACAAGGCACUGAGGAAGAAGUACGACCGGGGUCUGCUGAGCCAGUCAGACCUCAUCGCCACAGCCAGACCCUCCUCCAAGGACACCGGGAGCUCCACCAGAGACCAAGCCGGGAGCCGACGGUCCGUGGCCGGCGUGGAUACCCGAGGAGGCGUCUUUGACUUCGACCAGUUCUUCAGGGCUCACUACGGCGAGCAGCUCCAGAGAGACCGAGACAUCAGAGUCCGACGAGAAGAGAUGCUGAGGAAGAAGCAGGAGACGAUUGCGGAGAAGAAGAUGGGCAGGAUGAUGGAGAUUGGAGUUGCGGUGCUGAUAGCGAUGGCCUUGGGGAUAGUGAGCACUUUAAAGCGUUGAUGAAGGAUGUUGUCCUUUGUUAGGAAUUCUGGACUCACUUGAAUCAUCAUCACCAUUAACACUACAAACAAACUAAACAACAACACACCCUCUGUUUUUGACACUGUCUGCAAACCUCGCUUUGCUGGGAGACAGAUUGAAAUAAUGGAAUAUUGUGCAGUGUGGAUGACUUGACAUCAUCCUUUGGGUCAACGGACACGUUGCAAUUAAAAUAGGAUCACUCUGUGAGUUCUCUGAAAAGCUGCAAAUCAAAGACUAAACUGUAAAGUGCAUUUAUUUCAGUCUCUUAGUCUGUAAACCUGCAUCUCAUCACAGUAAUGUAUACUUUCAAUCUGUCUGUGAACACUGUAUGUGACUGUUUUUUGUCACAUACAGUCAAUGCCACUCCCGGCUGUAAGGAUAACUAGUCCUGGCAUUGUUCAGUUAGCCAUACAAAUCAGAAUAAAAUAAUUAUUUUAAUCAGUAAUUAUCUGAUUAAAUAAUAAGUAAAAAUAUGAUCAACUUUGGCUUUUAUAAAGUCAUCUGUCUUGCAGAUUUCUUUAUUUUUAAUGAUGACAUACAUUGAUUAUGGUUUCAUGUAUUGGUAUUUAUUAAACAUUUUUAGCAAUGUAAGGGAUGUGUAUCUAUGCACAUUAUGCCUUGGGUGAUAUUUAUUGUUCACAUUGUUCAGAUGUUCAACUAAUAAAAUACAUGGCCAGUGCUUGGCAGAGCACAGUGAAACAAACAUUGCUGGAGUCUUUUGUUAGCACCAUUGACAGUCAACAUCACACCAACACUGAUUAGCUAUAAACCUAAUUUAAAGGACAUUUCUGACACUAGCUGGUGAAAUAUCUUAUCAAACAUAACCAAUGGCAUUCGGAUUCAAUAGUCAAUGGUUUGUAAAAUAGUUUUUGAAUAUAUAAUGAACACAAACAUUUAGUGCAUUUUGAAAUUCACAGUUCACAUCACAGUUAAAAGUCAACAAGUCAUAUCAGUGCACAUUAGUAACCAACUCUGGUCAAACAAAACCUACAGUGCAUUACAUUAACACAGUAAACGUAUUAAAUAUAUUAUAAUUAAAAGUGCUUGCAUAACAAAAAAUGAACACUACAAUCCAUGAAAACAAAUCCUAUCUACACAGCUUAUUAAAUUACCUUUUUUUUUUUACAUGGUAGUUCACAGGUCAUAAAAGUUAAGUUAAUUAUUAAAAGGCCAAUCUAGUCUUUAAAUUCCAUUCAUUAAGUGGGACUGGGAUCGGUUGUUGAGGCUUUCCAUUACACCAAACUAGACAUGGCAAAUGCGUUAUGAUUAUAAACUAUAGAUAGAUGAAUUUGCAUUGUAUUGAUUUUUAAAAAUACUGUAUAGAUCCUGGCAGUGUGGAAAUAUUGAUGUCGUACAAGUCCCAAUGAUUCUUAGGAACGCCUUAUCCCAUUUUUAGCAAACUAAUACAAGCAGAUUGUUAACUUUAAACACUGAAUUUGUAGAAAUGUUAUUU